Molecule: messenger RNA, 6948 nt
Organism: Homo sapiens (human)
Lineage: Eukaryota; Metazoa; Chordata; Mammalia; Primates; Hominidae
Gene: RB1CC1
Product: RB1 inducible coiled-coil 1
Exons: 16
Coding region: 528-4460 (1310 amino acids)
Biological process (GO): autophagy; positive regulation of autophagy; autophagosome assembly
Cellular component (GO): lysosome; Atg1/ULK1 kinase complex; vacuole
Molecular function (GO): protein kinase binding
Source: RefSeq, a predicted model, not a curated record
GGAGUCGACAAUAACAAACCAAGCCGCGGCGGUGUCCGCGGCCCUGCCGAGCCCUCGGCGUUGCCUCAGAAUCCCCCAGUCGCCUGGGCCCCUCGGCUCUGACAGGCCGCGGCCUUCUGUCCCCCGGCCCCAGACCCAGAGCCGAGGGGCCUGCUCGCGUCCUUGUCCGCCCGGACCCCUCCCUGCCUCCUAGAGUUCGGGGCCGCGGCGGGCGGGCGCCCGGGACGCCGGCGGUUGUGUCGGCUUAGCGGUGCCGAAUGGGCGGUUGGUAACCGCUGCCGAGGACUAGGCGGCGGCGGAAGAUGGUGCCGGGGGUCGCUGGCUCUGCUGCUGCCGCCGGCGAAGGAGGAGGCGUUGCCGGUUUUCUGAGUUUAACCAGUAAUGCCAUUCAGUUGCCAAUCUCAAGCAAAGCAAACAUAAGCCAGUUUUAAUCUACUUUUUAAGAAAAGUGGUAGUCCUUUUCACAGUGCCUGACGUAACUGUAUCAGAGGGUGAGGUAUAAGCUCACAGAAUUCAGAUAAAUCAUCAUGAAGUUAUAUGUAUUUCUGGUUAACACUGGAACUACUCUAACAUUUGACACUGAACUUACAGUGCAAACUGUGGCAGACCUUAAGCAUGCCAUUCAAAGCAAAUACAAGAUUGCUAUUCAACACCAGGUGCUGGUGGUCAAUGGAGGAGAAUGCAUGGCUGCAGAUCGAAGAGUGUGUACCUACAGUGCUGGGACGGAUACAAAUCCAAUUUUUCUUUUUAACAAAGAAAUGAUCUUAUGUGAUCGUCCACCUGCUAUUCCUAAAACUACCUUUUCGACAGAAAAUGACAUGGAAAUAAAAGUUGAAGAAUCUCUUAUGAUGCCUGCAGUUUUUCAUACUGUUGCUUCAAGGACACAGCUUGCAUUGGAAAUGUAUGAAGUUGCCAAGAAACUUUGUUCUUUUUGUGAAGGUCUUGUACAUGAUGAACAUCUUCAACACCAAGGCUGGGCUGCAAUCAUGGCCAACCUGGAGGACUGUUCAAAUUCAUACCAAAAGCUACUUUUCAAGUUUGAAAGUAUUUAUUCAAAUUAUCUGCAGUCCAUAGAAGACAUCAAGUUAAAACUUACUCAUUUAGGAACUGCAGUUUCAGUAAUGGCCAAGAUUCCACUGUUGGAGUGCCUAACCAGACAUAGUUACAGAGAAUGUUUGGGAAGACUGGAUUCUUUACCUGAACAUGAAGACUCAGAAAAAGCUGAGAUGAAAAGAUCCACUGAACUGGUGCUCUCUCCUGAUAUGCCUAGAACAACUAACGAAUCUUUGUUAACCUCAUUUCCCAAGUCAGUGGAACAUGUGUCCCCAGAUACCGCAGAUGCUGAAAGUGGCAAAGAAAUUAGGGAAUCUUGUCAAAGUACUGUUCAUCAGCAAGAUGAAACUACGAUUGACACUAAAGAUGGUGAUCUGCCCUUUUUUAAUGUCUCUUUGUUAGACUGGAUAAAUGUUCAAGAUAGACCUAAUGAUGUGGAAUCUUUGGUCAGGAAGUGCUUUGAUUCUAUGAGCAGGCUUGAUCCAAGGAUUAUUCGACCAUUUAUAGCAGAAUGCCGUCAAACUAUUGCCAAACUUGAUAAUCAGAAUAUGAAAGCCAUUAAAGGACUUGAAGAUCGGCUCUACGCCCUGGACCAGAUGAUUGCUAGCUGUGGCCGACUGGUGAAUGAACAGAAAGAGCUUGCUCAGGGAUUUUUAGCUAAUCAGAAGAGAGCUGAAAACUUAAAGGAUGCAUCUGUAUUACCUGAUUUAUGCCUGAGUCACGCAAAUCAGUUGAUGAUUAUGUUGCAAAAUCAUAGAAAACUGUUAGAUAUUAAGCAGAAGUGUACCACUGCCAAACAAGAACUAGCAAAUAACCUACAUGUCAGACUGAAGUGGUGUUGCUUUGUAAUGCUUCAUGCUGAUCAAGAUGGAGAGAAGUUACAAGCUUUGCUCCGCCUCGUAAUAGAGCUGUUAGAAAGAGUCAAAAUUGUUGAAGCUCUUAGUACAGUUCCUCAGAUGUACUGCUUAGCUGUUGUUGAGGUUGUAAGAAGAAAAAUGUUCAUAAAACACUACAGGGAGUGGGCUGGUGCUUUAGUCAAAGAUGGAAAGAGAUUAUAUGAAGCAGAAAAAUCAAAAAGGGAAUCCUUUGGGAAAUUAUUUAGGAAGUCUUUUUUAAGAAAUCGUCUGUUUAGGGGACUGGACUCCUGGCCCCCUUCCUUUUGUACUCAAAAGCCUCGAAAGUUUGACUGUGAACUUCCAGAUAUUUCAUUAAAAGAUUUACAGUUUCUGCAAUCAUUUUGUCCUUCGGAAGUUCAGCCAUUCCUCAGGGUUCCCUUACUUUGUGACUUUGAACCUCUACACCAGCAUGUACUUGCUCUACAUAAUUUGGUAAAAGCAGCACAAAGUUUGGAUGAAAUGUCACAGACCAUUACAGAUCUACUGAGUGAACAAAAGGCAUCUGUGAGUCAGACAUCCCCACAGUCUGCUUCUUCACCAAGGAUGGAAAGUACAGCAGGAAUUACAACUACUACCUCACCGAGAACUCCUCCACCACUGACUGUUCAGGAUCCCUUAUGUCCUGCAGUUUGUCCCUUAGAAGAAUUAUCUCCAGAUAGUAUUGAUGCACAUACGUUUGAUUUUGAAACUAUUCCCCAUCCAAACAUAGAACAGACUAUUCACCAAGUUUCUUUAGACUUGGAUUCAUUAGCAGAAAGUCCUGAAUCAGAUUUUAUGUCUGCUGUGAAUGAGUUUGUAAUAGAAGAAAAUUUGUCGUCUCCUAAUCCUAUAAGUGAUCCACAAAGCCCAGAAAUGAUGGUGGAAUCACUUUAUUCAUCAGUUAUCAAUGCGAUAGACAGUAGACGAAUGCAGGAUACAAAUGUAUGUGGUAAGGAGGAUUUUGGAGAUCAUACUUCUCUGAAUGUCCAGUUGGAAAGAUGUAGAGUUGUUGCCCAAGACUCUCACUUCAGUAUACAAACCAUUAAGGAAGACCUUUGCCACUUUAGAACAUUUGUACAAAAAGAACAGUGUGACUUCUCAAAUUCAUUAAAAUGUACAGCAGUAGAAAUAAGAAACAUUAUUGAAAAAGUAAAAUGUUCUCUGGAAAUAACACUAAAAGAAAAACAUCAAAAAGAACUACUGUCUUUAAAAAAUGAAUAUGAAGGUAAACUUGACGGACUAAUAAAGGAAACUGAAGAGAAUGAAAACAAAAUUAAAAAAUUGAAGGGAGAGUUAGUAUGCCUUGAGGAGGUUUUACAAAAUAAAGAUAAUGAAUUUGCUUUGGUUAAACAUGAAAAAGAAGCUGUAAUCUGCCUGCAGAAUGAAAAGGAUCAGAAGUUGUUAGAGAUGGAAAAUAUAAUGCACUCUCAAAAUUGUGAAAUUAAAGAACUGAAGCAGUCACGAGAAAUAGUGUUAGAAGACUUAAAAAAGCUCCAUGUUGAAAAUGAUGAGAAGUUACAGUUAUUGAGGGCAGAACUUCAGUCCUUGGAGCAAAGUCAUCUAAAGGAAUUAGAGGACACACUUCAGGUUAGGCACAUACAAGAGUUUGAGAAGGUUAUGACAGACCACAGAGUUUCUUUGGAGGAAUUAAAAAAGGAAAACCAACAAAUAAUUAAUCAAAUACAAGAAUCUCAUGCUGAAAUUAUCCAGGAAAAAGAAAAACAGUUACAGGAAUUAAAACUCAAGGUUUCUGAUUUGUCAGACACGAGAUGCAAGUUAGAGGUUGAACUUGCGUUGAAGGAAGCAGAAACUGAUGAAAUAAAAAUUUUGCUGGAAGAAAGCAGAGCCCAGCAGAAGGAGACCUUGAAAUCUCUUCUUGAACAAGAGACAGAAAAUUUGAGAACAGAAAUUAGUAAACUCAACCAAAAGAUUCAGGAUAAUAAUGAAAAUUAUCAGGUGGGCUUAGCAGAGCUAAGAACUUUAAUGACAAUUGAAAAAGAUCAGUGUAUUUCCGAGUUAAUUAGUAGACAUGAAGAAGAAUCUAAUAUACUUAAAGCUGAAUUAAACAAAGUAACAUCUUUGCAUAACCAAGCAUUUGAAAUAGAAAAAAACCUAAAAGAACAAAUAAUUGAACUGCAGAGUAAAUUGGAUUCAGAAUUGAGUGCUCUUGAAAGACAAAAAGAUGAAAAAAUUACCCAACAAGAAGAGAAAUACGAAGCUAUUAUCCAGAACCUUGAGAAAGACAGACAAAAAUUGGUCAGCAGCCAGGAGCAAGACAGAGAACAGUUAAUUCAGAAGCUUAAUUGUGAAAAAGAUGAAGCUAUUCAGACUGCCCUAAAAGAAUUUAAAUUGGAGAGAGAAGUUGUUGAGAAAGAGUUAUUAGAAAAAGUUAAACAUCUUGAGAAUCAAAUAGCAAAAAGGUACCAGCAGUUUGAUCAUCAGUGCCAAUAUCAACAAGGUGAAAAAGGCAACACUUGGUGUUACUAUGAAAACAGUUCUGACUUCACUUGUCCUCUGAAUGUGUUUGGUUAACCCCAGGCUUCUAUGGAUCACUCUUUGGGAAUCAUUAGCCUAAAGAAAUGGUUGGCAAACUUUUAUAAAGGCCCAGAUAGUAAGUAGUUUAAGUUUUGUGGGCCAAAUGGCCUCUAUCCAAACUACCCAACUGUACCAUUUUAGCAAGACAGCAGUGAGACUAUAUAAAUGAAUGGUUUUGGCUGUGUUCCGCAAAAAAGCGGAUUGGAUUUACCUGCCCUUGAUCUAGAGUAUCUCAUUUUGCCAUCUCAUUUUCAUUUAAUGUUGGUUAUUCUUAAGUCUACUUUCCAGGCAGUCAACUUGGCAAAGUGUUAAUAGCCAAUAUUGAGUCUGGAAUCUGUGGUCAUUACACCCGUAUAAAUAAUUUUGGCCUCACUCCACAUUGUCCCUCCUCUUGUAACUGUCAUUAGAUCUAUUCCCAUAUGUAUUUUCCAUUUUUCUGCCAAAAUAUAUUAAAGAUUCUGUAAUUGCUUUGCAAUUCCUUCUUUGUUAGAUUUUUAACUCUCCAGAGAUCUGGCAAUUUGAGUGUAGCAAUGAGUAUGGAAGUAAUUAAAUGGUGGGAGAGGUUGUUGAAAAGGAUCAUCUCAUUGAGAAGAGGACUACCUCAAGUGAAGGGACACUGAUUUCCUCAGACAAGGUAGAAAAAGGCUGUUGCUUCCAGGAAGGAAGGUUUGGUGGGAUUUGGAGGCACAGCUGGGACAUGUCUCAAAGCCUUGCCUUCCUUAGUCACUGGUUUUUCAAACAACUACAAGUGUGUACUGUUAUGCCAUGUACUGCCCUGGUUUUCCAGUGUUCUAUUUUGCACUGGCACUGAGGUCAUUACUGCUUUCAGAUCAGAGAAUUAAUCUCAGUUUCCAUGUUUUAUGGGAUUUUUUUUUCCUCUAGAGUCAUUUUUUUGUAUCAGGAUUGAGCUUAUAAAACAACCACUUUUAAAUAUUUCAGGAUUAAAGGGAUUAAUACUAGAUUUAGAGUUUACAUGAAUGUUGGGAGAACUAGGAGACUGGAUAGUAAUCUGGUGAAGGCCAAGAGAUCUAUAAUAGAAAGUCAUCUGAAGCACCAAAGUUGGUGGCUUAGGAAACUGAUACAGUUCUUUGAAGACUUUCGUCAGUUGUCUACCAAGACCCCCAAACAGGUGGUUUACUUGGAAGUCUCUUACGAAUCUCACAUUGCCCACAUGUUUGGCUACAACCACCUCCAGAGUCUCUCUCUUCAGCAUCCCAGGUCAGGUGUGGGUAUCUUGCAUUGGCAAUCUCAAACAUAGAACCUACCGAGGAGGGAAUUCUGGAUAAUAUCCCUGGCUUCUCUGUCAUGCAGAGGAAACCUUUGAAGAAGAAAGAUGCUUAUGUGAGGACACACAGUCCGGCAUAUUUCCCUUUCACCACUUGGUUCUACAUAUGCCAGAAGCAACACUGAGGGGCCAGCUGCCAAGGAGAAACAUUUCUAAGAUAUGUAUAUUAGCUAUGUCUGUAGCUCCCACAGUAAGUCAAUAAGAAAAAGGCACAUAAUCUGUUAGAAAAAUGGACAGAGGAUAUGAAGAGAUCAAAGAAGAAAUACAAAUGGCCAACAUGUAGAUACUGUUCGGUCCACUUGUGAUUAAGGAAAUGCAAGAUCAGAAUAUCUUCUAUUUAAUUUGGAAUUAUUAAAGUUUAUAUUAGUUUUGAAAUGUUUAGUUUUGAAAAUAUAGGAGAAAGCUUUCUCCUGUACCUUUGUACAAAGAAAUAAGAGUGGAACGUGUGUAUGUGGUUUGCGUGGGUUGGGAAAUCUACCUACUACAUGAUUGAUGGCCUUGCUCCCAGGAAGUAGUGAUGUGGAUCUGAGUGAGUAUGGGUGGGAGCAUUUUAAUUUUGUAAUUCUAAUUUCAAAAGAGAUUUUUAUUUUAUUAUUUUUUUGAGACGGAGUCUCACUCUGUUGCCCAGGCUGGAGUGCAGUGGCAUGAUCUCGGCUUACUGCCACCUCUGCCUCCAGGGUUCAAGUGAUAGAAGAGAUUUUUUUGAAAAAACAGUGAACUAAUUGUUUACUAGGCCCCAUUUUAAUUCAGUCAGUGUUAAGAGUUCAAGCAUCAAGACAAUCUAGUUUAUGUUCAAUGUAAAUUUUCUAGUUGCUAGAAAUAUUUGGAUAUAAUACAGUCCUUUGCUAGAACUGACAUUUUAAUGGUGGGAAAAACUGUCAGCCUUUAGAGAUGCCUUUUUUCAAGUUUCCGUGAUACUAAAGUUCCCAGCUGGUAACAAAUGUAUCUGCUUCCUUGAGUUUCAAUGUCCAGGCCUCUUUAAAGUAUUCAGGUAUGCAAAGACAGGAUUAUGCAAGUUUCUUUUAGUUGGACAACCUUUAUUGAUGAAUUUCUUAGGUUUCUGUGGUAGUGUUGUUAGAUUAAAUACAGUCAUUCCCUCUUGUCUAGUUUCGUUUUAUGUGAUUUCGCUCUUAUGGUUUCACUUACCCCAUGGUUCGAAAGUAUUAAAUGAAAUAAACAAUUCCUGAGUUUUAAAUUGGA